GCGGCGGCGGCCGGGCCGGGCCAUGGGGAAGGAGCAGGAGCUGCUUGAGGCCGCCCGUACCGGGAACCUGCCCGCCGUGGAGAAGCUGUUAUCGGGGAAACGUCUCAGCUCCGGUUUCGGUGGCUCCGGGGGGGGAGGAGGAGGCGGAGGAGGCGGCUCUGGGGGGGGAGGCGGCGGAGGAGGCAGCGGGAGCGGCGGUGUGGGGCACCCGCUGUCCAGUCUCCUCAGCAUCUGGAGAGGGCCAAAUGUGAACUGCGUUGACAGUACUGGAUACACUCCACUGCACCAUGCUGCUUUGAAUGGUCAUAAGGAUGUUGUGGAAGUUCUGCUGAGGAAUGACGCACUAACCAACGUAGCAGACUGUAAAGGCUGUUACCCUCUUCACCUGGCAGCCUGGAAAGGAGAUGCAGAUAUAGUGAAGCUCCUCAUCCACCAAGGACCUUCGCAUACUAAAGUGAAUGAGCAGAAUGCUCUUGAGAUCAAAGAACUCAAAAAGUACGGCCCCUUUGACCCAUAUAUCAAUGCCAAGAACAACGACAACGAGACGGCGCUGCACUGCGCUGCGCAGUACGGCCACACAGAGGUGGUGAAGGUCCUUCUGGAGGAGCUGACCGACCCCACCAUGCGCAAUAACAAGUUUGAGACUCCUCUGGACCUGGCCGCGCUCUAUGGGAGGCUGGAAGUCGUGAAGAUGCUCUUGAAUGCUCACCCCAAUCUUUUAAGCUGCAACACUAAGAAACACACUCCCCUGCACUUGGCAGCUAGGAACGGUCACAAAACUGUAGUCCAUGUCCUCCUGGAUGCCGGCAUGGAUAGCAACUAUCAGACUGAAAAAGGCAGUGCUUUGCACGAAGCUGCUUUGUUUGGCAAGACAGAUGUGGUACAGAUAUUGCUGGCUGCAGGUAUUGAUGUGAACAUAAAGGAUAACAGAGGCCUGACAGCUCUGGAUAUUGUGAGGGAACUUCCUUCUCAGAAAAGCCAACACAUAGCUGCACUUAUUGAAGAUUACACGAUUGGGAAGAAAAGUGCCAAAGCUGCAGAGAAGACUCUUCAAGCACCACUUGUUCCAGCCACUGAUCCCGUGUGCCGGAUAUCUCAGGGUGACGUGGAGAAAGCAGUGACAGAACUGAUCAUAGAUUUUGAUGUGAACCCAGAAGAGGAGAGCCCAUAUGAAGCUUUAUACAAUGCAACGUCCUGCCACUCCCUGGACAGCCUUGCCAGUGGAAGAUCUUCAGAUCGAGAGUCUGUGAAUAAGGAAGCGGAAUCAACUGGUCUGAAAGCAGCAGGAGUCAGGCCUAGAGAACGUCCACCGCCGCCUGCCAAGCCUCCACCUGAUGAAGAAGAGGAUCAGCAUGUGGAGAAGAAGAUAGGCCAUGGCGCUUCCUGUGAGGCCUCUGUUGCACGAGGAAAGAGCAGGGGAAGUGGAGCUGAGGAAGAGGAACACCCUUACGAGCUGUUGCUUACAGCAGAAACUAAAAAGCCAGUUGCAGUGGAUAGGAAAACAAGAGACCACAGGAGGAGCAGUGGUAGCCGCACCCAGGAUUCUGCCGACGGCCAGGACAUCCAGGUUCCAGAGCAGUUUUCAGGGUUGCUUCAUGGUUCUUCCCCGAUCUGUGAGAUAAGUGAGGACCCUUUCAGGCUCGUUUCCUCCACAGAGAAAGGAGGCACAGAAGCUACAAGCCACCCACCUGCUAUGCAGCUGGAGGAUGCUGACUUACCUGCCUCUGGAUCAGUACGGACCAGCUCUCCAGACCAAAACCAGAAAGUGGUCUACGCAACCAUCCAGCACACACACGUCAACCGGGCGGAUCCUGAAACUGUAGUCACACCCCACGUGCUACAGCACCCCGGCGGUGCUGAGGAAGAGGGGGACAGAGCUGUGGGCAGAGCCCACCCAGGGAGCAAACCCAAAGCCGAGCUUAAACUCAGCCGCAGCUUGUCUAAAUCAGACUCUGAUCUUCUGACCUGCUCUCCGACAGAGGACGAUGCCAUGGGGAGCCGGAGCGAAUCGCUCUCGAACUGCAGCACUGGGAAGAAGAGGCUGGAGAAGUCCCCGUCCUUUGCUUCAGAGUGGGAUGAGAUUGAGAAAAUAAUGAGUUCCAUCGGCGAAGGCAUUGACUUUUCUCAGGAGCAGCAGAGGAUCUCAGGUUCACGGAUGCUGGAGCAGAGCGUCGGGGAGUGGCUGGAGUCCAUUGGCCUGCAGCAGUAUGAGAGUAAGCUGCUUUUGAACGGCUUUGAUGAUGUCCGCUUCCUGGGCUGUAAUGUCAUGGAAGACCAGGACCUUCGGGACAUUGGGAUCGGCGACCCGCAGCACCGUCGGAAGCUCCUCCAGGCAGCUCGCUCCCUCCCGAAGUUGAAACCCCUAGGUUGCGAUGGGAACAGCCAGCCUUCAGUUCCCGCGUGGCUCGACUCUUUGGGGCUGCAGGAUUACAUUCAGUCCUUCCUCUCGAGUGGCUACAGCUCUAUCGACACUGUGAAAAACCUCUGGGAACUUGAAAUAGUAAACGUAUUAAAAGUGAAUCUGCUUGGCCAUCGGAAGAGGAUCAUCGCCUCCCUGGCAGACAGACCGUAUGAGGAGCCACCGGCAAAGCCACCGCGGUUCUCGCAGCUGAGAUGCCAGGACUUGAUGUCCCAGACAUCGUCACCCCUGAGCCAGAACGACUCCUGCACAGGCAGAUCUGCCGAUCUCCUGUUGCCCUCCGGGGACACUGGGAAGAGACAACAUGACCGUGGCACCGAGGUUGCUCCCUACUCCAGAGUUGAGCACUACAAAGCACAGGAGGACCAUCGGGAGUCAAAGCUGACCCUGCGCCCCCCCAGCCUGGCUGCCCCGUAUGCCCCAGUCCAAAACUGGCAGCACCAGCCGGAGAAGCUCAUCUUCGAGUCCUGCGGGUAUGAGGCCAAUUACUUGGGCUCUAUGCUGAUCAAAGACCUCCGAGGGACAGAGUCUACACAGGAUGCCUGUGCCAAGAUGAGGAAAUCCACAGAGCAUAUGAAGAAGAUCCCAACCAUAAUACUGUCCAUCACAUACAAAGGGGUGAAGUUCAUCGAUGCCUCUAACAAGAAUGUCAUUGCUGAGCAUGAGAUCCGGAACAUCUCCUGCGCCGCUCAGGACCCUGAGGAUCUCUGCACGUUCGCCUACAUCACCAAGGACCUGCAGACCAGCCACCACUACUGCCACGUCUUCAGCACCGUGGAUGUGAACCUGACAUAUGAGAUCAUCCUGACGUUGGGGCAGGCGUUCGAGGUCGCCUACCAGCUGGCCCUCCAAGCCCAGAGAGCAAAGCCUCCGGGUGCUGCAGCAGGAGAAAUGAUUGAAACAAAAUCUUCCAAACCGGUGCCUAAACCACGAGCUGGCCUGAGGAAAUCUGCAGUGCCGCUCCCUCCCGACACUCGCUGUUGUUACUGUCACACCUGUACAACACACCGCCCCUCCUACCUGCCGCUGCAGUCUGUUAGUCCCGGAGCUAAGCUGGAGCCCCCUGAAGCAGACCAAGACUCCCAGUCUCAUGCCAGUGUCUCCUGGGUUGUGGACCCCAAACAGGACUCCAAGCGGACCCUCAGCACUAAGUAUGAGACCACUAUCUUCUAAAGCAAACACACCCCGUGUCCACCUAGUCUAACCGUGCCUUUGCGAUCUGAUCUGUCUGCUGUUCUAAACUCCCUCUUCCUCCAGCUGCUCGCACUGAGCCCCACGUAGGCACUACGUCAAAGGCAGCAGCACUUAGGAGACUGUAGACUUAAACGGCUUUUGUACCUGAUCACUACUGAACACUGUGAAUUCCUUACUCGGAAACAAGGGUAACAUGCUGUUAGAUACCUGUGAGGUGGGAGGUGCAGAGGGAUGCAGGCUGGGGGAAUCGGAGAUGUGGAUCCAGGAAGCCGCCUGCCGUUUUCACGUCUUUCCCCUCGCUCUGGCACUGUGAAUCCCUGGGGCAAUGUGACACUCCCCAGGCCUUUUUUUCUAUUUCACCUUCUUAUCCUUGGACUGAUGGAGACCUCUUGUCUCUGCGGUGCACGCACUCCCUCCUCCUAGAUCCUCUUCUUCCCGACUGAGCCACGGCUGUGUACUGUUGCAGUGAACUCACCCCUCUUCUUACCUGCCACUCAAAUCGACACUAACCACUGUGAUGCUGUCUGCAAAUAACACACAUUCACUAGAUUUCCUCACAGGGACCCUUGCCCGCGAUCUCUCCCCUCGAAGGCCAGAGCAGAAAACCUGCUCUGACGGGAGUGCUGGUUUGGGCCGGGUGUGAUCGUUCCCACUGUGAGCUCUGUCCGCUCUCGAAGAUGAGGUGCAGUUUUGCUUGCAUGCAUUUCAGUCCCGUCUAGGAUUUUAUUCCACCACCCCCCCCCCCGUAGUCUUUCUGUUUACACUCGCCAAACUUCUCGUGAGCUAUGGGCACAGUUCUCACUUGCAGAUUGUGAAGAGGUUAAGCUUUUAAAGGAACGUGUUGUUGGCCCCAUGCUGGGAAGGAAAGGUGUUUGAGAGGGGCUGGAUACUGCACCACGAGACGUCUGGUAAAGCAGACGGAGCUCUGCUGUGUUCGGCAGGCAUACUGCAGUUGUACUUUUUUUUGUCAAAGGGAGAAACAUGAUUGAAAUCAGUCUGCUGCCGUUCCCAAAGCUUGUUUUCAGUCUACAAACCAUUGCACAAUGAGGGCUAUAGGGAUCUUGAAACAUCUGUCGCCUUUCAUCCUUGAGAGCAAGGGUUUCACUUGGAGAUGGCCGGCGAUGGGCACCUCUGCCUUUUCUGGCUGUUUCCCAAGUGCACAGGUUUUUCCUCUGGGAAAACAUCCCCAUUUCUGUGUAUCUCAGUAGAAGCAGCUUUUAACUCCAGAAUAUGACUGGGAAUUGUUUGCAUGAGACUGCAGGGCACUUGGCAGAGGUCGGAGCAGGGCUGGGACAGGUCCGGAAAUGCCAUACAGUGGUUCAGGACCCAGUGAAAGCCCCAGCAAGCCAUCUGCGGUCCUGCCCCUGGUUCCUUCCCUUGCGUUUGCAAAGCUCACCGAGAUGAAACUGAGGAGGAGGAUGAUCCAGUGAGUAACAGCGCUGGGAGGCAGGACUCCUGCCCCAGUACUGCUUCUCCCUGACUUGCUGUGCGUCCAAGCAACUUUGCCUCUCUUUACCUCAGUUUCCCACGUACGGGACAGGGACGUACUUACCCACCUCUCAGGGGUGCAAGGCUCGCUCCAUUGGCAGAGCAGUUGUAAGCCCCUUUAGUGAAAGGCUCUGUGACUUCCACACCGUGACAGCAAACCCCCGAUGCUCAGCCUCGCUCCUCUGAUAGAUGAAAUACGGAACUCACGCAGACAGCCUUGUAGCAAAGCUGCGUCUUGGACCCUGACCAGCUCCUCACAGGCAGUGGCCAUUGCACCUUUCCUGGGGAGAGGGGCUGCAGCCAUGCGAUCAUUGGGCUGCACGGAGCUUGCUGAUAUGCACCUUGAUGUGAGUGUCUGAACUCGUCCUGGGUUUCGCAUCUUGGCAAAAUCCCCUUGCAGCUCAAUUCUGGGGCGACGGAGCUGUGCUCACCUCUGCGUGAGGUGUCUGGGUGACAUCUUAGACUUCAUCAGGGAAGAGAGUGCACUCAGAUCUCCAGUAAAGUUCCAUUUCCAAAAUAGCUUUUAGAAUUUACCCCAAACCUCCCUUCACGAUGACCAGUUGUCAUCAGCGGGGAGCGCUCAGAACAGUGGCCCUGGGUUAUUUGCACCUGGUAUUUAGGGGCCAGAAGAAGCUUGUCCAAGUUUUGCUGAGGCUUUAGAGCUGUUGCCUCAAAGCUUCUGUUUCCCCAGACUUGUGGUGAAAUCUGAUGUUUCAAAAUCUUUAUUUAGCUCUUUCUCAGGAAUGAGUUUGAUCUCCCACGUGGUUUGUGGCUUAGUGGCACUGAGCGGCAAACUGACUUGAAAAUAAGGACCAGGCUAGUAAGAACCCAAGUGAGAGGACCAAAACAAUUGUCUUAAAGCAAGGGAGAAGGUGGUGGGAAGGAAAGCAUAGUCCAGUACCUAUAUGCCAUGGAGCCCCUUAAUGUAGAGCCAGUGCUCCUCUGCCUGAAGACCCCAAAGCAGAGGCUGCGCUGCAGUUGCCCGAGGUGCUGCAGUGCCGUCCUGCCAGCCAGAGCGUUGUGGGCAGCAGGAUAUUGCUGCGCCUGAGGUGCUCCAGGAGGUCAGUUUGGGUUUGAUCAGCAUCUUUCCAAGCUGUAAGAGUGCCCCGAGAGUUUCUAUAGCCUUCAAAGAGAAACUGAAUUAGCAAUAGCGAUGAUAGCGCAGUUUCUACAUAUAAGCAUUUACCGUGCAGUUGCCCACGUGUAUGCCUGGCUUCAGAGGGUCUGAGCUCCCGCAUCUCCCCCUGCCUUCAGCUGGGAAGCACCAGUUCCUCAGCACCUCCAAAAGCACGUCAUUAGAGCAUGUGCCUUUCUAAGGGUGCCCCUCCAAACCCAGCCGGGAUCACAGGCAGCCCUGCCUACACUACAGAGCUUCCGCUGUGUCCAUAACCCUCACGGUUGUGUCUCAUCUCCUGGCCGUCUGCCUCGUCUUUCCCAGCACUUGUUUUUUGUAUGACUCGGAAAUCAUUCAUUCCAUUAUCUUCCUUUCUGUUUGCCUCUGAAAAGCUGAUCUCCGGGCAGCUGUCUCCUACCAUGGAAAUGUAGUAACGGGGCAGAGAACCUAAGAAGCAGUGGCCUGCUGAGACGAAGAUCAUCUCCAUCUGGUGCUGGUGUCUGCCUCGGAGUCAGGGCAUGGCUGCUCAGUGAGGGCUUGCAGAGGGGGGGAGAGGGAUCCCAGCCACCAGCUGAGGAAAGCAGCUCUCUCCAUUUCUAGCAAAGGAAAGUUGAGACUUCCGAGAGCGAUGUCACCUUUUCUAGUUUGAGACAAACGUCUUUCGACCUGUUUUGGUUUGGGUUUUUUGGGGGGUUUUUUGGGGUUUUUUUAAACAUGUGAAAUGAGACAGAGCAAAUCCAGUUCACGGUUUAAAUGUAGCACUGCGGUUGUUUUGGUGAGGAAAAAAAAAAUUAAUCCUUAUUUACUGAGAAUCCAUGCAGUCCGGCAAGGAGUACAAUAGAAAGUCUUAGCAGUGGGAGUGGUGUGCACAUCUCUGAUGGUACUUAAAUUUGCUUCAAUUCUGGGUGAACAGUAGAGAAUGCCAAAUUCUUGGAAAUAACUUCCUCCAGUGUGAGAAGCCUUGCAGGGUAAGUCUGCGUCCUUUGUUUUCAAAGCUACUCCACACUUUUAUAGCAAAUGGAAAUAACUUAAGGAAAAGAGUCUGCAAAGGAUCUUUCACCCCAGAGUGGUUGUGGCCAAGUAUUACCAAUGGUACAAAGCUUCCUUCCCCUACAGAGAACUGUUGCAUUGCAAUACUUGACAUUUCUAUGGCAAGGACACAAUUUCUCCCCAUUUACGCACUGAAUUCCUGGAGACGACUCCCUUCUCCAGCCUCUUGUGCACCUGUCUUGUUUUUAAAUGCAGUUAUGCCCUGAAGGGUUGGGUUUGUUUUGUUUUGUUUUUUAAAACGAUAUUCAAUUGUGAUUUAGCACUUUUUUGAUACUAGCUCAUUAUUUAAUUAGUGCAACAGUUUCAGAAGAUGAACAAAUAAGGAGUUAAAUUUUGGGCAUUACACUGAAACAGUCCAUACCCGAGGAUAAAUCAUAUCAACCUGAGGAUGGCUUUGGCCGUCCAAGUCUGGUGUCCCCAAAUACCACCAUGAAGGUGCUGUGUGCUUACUUUUCUUUCGAAUUACAAGUAUUUAACAGUAGUUUUGGCUGUGACUGGUGUGGGUUUUUUCACAUUACUGUUCCCCUCAAGGGAGAGAUCAUAAAAUGGUUGUGAUUGUAAUUCUUCAGAUGCAAAAAUGUAGCGCAGCACUUUUGUUAUAAUCUCAGCAGGCAUUGUAAUGGUUGGGGAUGUGGUACCCUGCUGCUUUACCAGAAUGAUAUGCCUGAAUAAUUUGUUUAACUCCAGUUGCUGCUGUAUGUCAGGAUUUCAUGUAGUCUCUCUAGCCAGCAAGGCUGGAAGAGAACCGUAAUCCCAAGGGCAUAGACCUGUAAAUGAUUAGGAGGGGGAAGUGAAGAUUUUUUUUUUUUAAGUUGAUGAAUUUAAGAAACCUAACAUUCCUUGUUAUGCAUAUGUUGCAAUCCAUACUGGUGUAAAUGUAAAUAUUUGGUGUGUUGGCAACAAGUCUUUUUGGAGAGAUUGCAAAUUGAACCUCUGCUUGGGAGGAGGGACACCUUUCUUUUUUUUUGAUGCGUGAGCUUUUUGAAGGUUGGCUUGGAGGUGACGUGGUGAUGAAGACUCCAAUCUUCAGGGGACUGGGCUUGGCGACCCUGGUGGUCCUUUCCAGUCCUGUGUAAUCCUCUGGUUGUCUUUAGUGAUCCAACAGUUCUUUAGCCAGAUACUCUCUUUCUCACUUCAUAGACAAAGCAAUUGUUUUGGCAGUGCAUCUCCCUUUUUAUUUUGAUGGGGUUUCUCAAGGUACUUGCAUGCCAGAGACCAAUCCUGGACCAUGCCAGUCACCUACUCCCCGUAAACUGUUAACCCAUUCAUCAUCGCACAGUAUUCUGGCUCUUCCUCCCUACAAGGUUUCAUAGUAUCUGGAGGAAAGGGCCCUAAAUUUCUGGUGCUGAAUAGGACUUUGAAUCAAAAUGCAUCUGCUGUACGAUCUGCCUGGGAAAAGGUGGGGCUGCCCUGGGCCUUGUUCCCCUUUUUAUGGACAGAUUCUAUAUUACACUUUGGUUUGUGCGUGGCAUGAGUCCAGGUUGAGACCUCAAAUAGAUAAACUAAGAUGCAGAGUUGUCUUUUUUUUUAUAUAGCAGAGGAUGACUUUUUUUUUUCAAAUUGAAGCUGCUUUAUCCUUUUUAAUUUUGUAUUUACAAAAAAAAAAAAGCUAAUCUUAGCUGCUCAGCUGUCUUUGAACUUGCUUUGGGAUUGUUCUUUUUAGAAGAAAUUAUGCAACUUUUACGGGGUACGUGCCUGUCCCCUCCCAGGGAGAAGAUAGGGCACCUUCCAGGAUGUACCUCUAGUGAAAAGUUUGUAGCUUCAGCAGGCUGCUGAGACACGGAGCAGAUGCCAAAUAGUCCCUCCGAACGCGCCCAGGUCUGUGCAGCUGGAUUGGAGUCACUUGCUUUACUGCACCUUUUGCCCCACUUCAGGAGUUUCUAGCAGCAGAAUUUCCCCUGGCUUGCUUCUGCUCACAUCAUUUCCAUGCCAUCAGAUCUUUAUUUUAGAGCAAGCAGUGUUUGCAAUGCUGUCUUGUUGCAAAAAGGUUCUCCCUUUUAGGUCUCCCAUUGGCAUUACUUACUGCAUUUUUUUUAUUUUUUUUUUUUUUUUUUUUCAAAAGAAAGUAACUGUGCUGCUCUUGCAAAGUCAAUCUAGCUCAAAUAUUUUUCUUACCCAUGGAAGAAUAACCUGAGAUUCCCUAACAGGGCAGAGAACAGUCAGGUUCAGUUUGCAACAUAGACAUUUUUGCUAAUUGUGAUGUAUGGCAGUGGGACUGAUUUGUAAUACAAAUGUUAUUUAAUCUGUCUGUAUUUUGAUACUUGAAUUUCCUUUUAUUUCCUGUAUAUACAAUUGUUAAUCUGUUCAAAUUUGUCUGAAUUUUAAACAUCUUGUGGUACCAAACAUAACCAAUCUGUGCAACAACAUAGACUGACCUCACUACAACAAGGCGAGAUUGUAAAUAUUCCUGGGCUUCCAGCAGUCGUUUUGUUGUUUUCAUAAUUGUACAACUUAGAACAGACUGAAUUAAUAAACAAACUUAGACAUG
Grus americana (Whooping crane) is the source of this 9753-nucleotide messenger RNA. It is a transcript of the gene ANKS1A, whose product is annotated as ankyrin repeat and sterile alpha motif domain containing 1A. Gene Ontology annotation, cellular component: cytosol. The record is from RefSeq and is a predicted model, not a curated record. Gene Ontology annotation, molecular function: protein binding. Lineage: Eukaryota; Metazoa; Chordata; Aves; Gruiformes; Gruidae. The transcript is spliced from 25 exons. The coding region runs from base 23 to 3592 and encodes 1189 amino acids.